Postia placenta MAD-698-R-SB12 is the source of this 1361-nucleotide messenger RNA. RefSeq lists its product as hypothetical. The transcript has 2 exons. Bases 274 to 1182 code for a protein of 302 amino acids. The record is from RefSeq and is a predicted model, not a curated record. NCBI's taxonomy places the organism in Eukaryota, Fungi, Basidiomycota, Agaricomycetes, Polyporales, Adustoporiaceae.
GCGUAAACGAGCUCCUCCUGCCUCGCGUCGACCCCCGCAACCCUCUUAUUUCUUGACACGCCCCGACUAGCCCCCAGUCCGGCGAGUCCUAGAAACAAGCAUGGUCAACACUUCCGUUCAUAUAUCCAGGAACGGCACCAUCCUGUUCGAGCCCUUCAUCGUCUACCGUAUACCCCGGUAACACCCCGCAUACGCCUCAACGCUGCAUUCACCCCUUUCGUGUCGCUCAACCGACUGACCCCCGACACACUGUACUCUCCCCCCCGCAAGUCGAUGACCUCAGUGUCAACCACCGAACCCCAGUCCCUUUUCAGGAUGGCCCGCUCUAAGCUGCAGUCAGCUAUUGGCAGCGGUGUCAAGGACACCUGCAGCCUCUAUCGCUGGGUGCUCCUCAAAAACUCUAUGACUCACUCUACUCCUUCGGACGCUGCCGCAGCCUCAUCCGACAAGGCUGAUGUAACAUGUGUAUAUAGACCUGAUGUAGAUCAGGGACGUGAAGAGGACGACGAGGAUGCCUUCAUGUUCCCGGACCCUGGCGAGGCCGACGCCGCUAAUCCGGAGCAGGCGUGGGUGAACUCGUUGCUCGAAAGCCUCGGUGACGAAGACGACGACCUGGUGGAGGAGGGUACUGUGUCCGUCACUGCUUGUCCUGUGGACGACGACGACGAGCCGCUAAGUCCCCUUUGUUCCCCCAUGUCCUCGUCGGACGACCUCGUCAGUCACUCCAGCUACUACUGUAAUCCUCAUGCAAUUCCCUUUCCUUAUCCCAUUCCUUAUCCACCUCUUCGCGACUCUCCGUUGUCACCAUGGCUCGAAGGAGAAUCAUCUCGCGACUCCCUCAUAGACGCUCGCCCGCCCCUGUAUCACGACCCCCUCCCUUACUACAACGUCGACGACACCGAAGACCUCCCCGUUCCAGACGCGAUUGAGGACACGUCUGACGACGAGUCAGAUGCUCCUUGUACGCCCUUUGAACAGUCAACGUCAUCGUUGUCACCGGUUGACCCGGCUUUCAUCCCCCUUCCCCCUGAGCGGCGCGUGCAUUCCCUUCAACCGCAAGUAUACAUUGACACGGACGAUUCGUAUUUCUAUCCCUUUGAGCUCGACCCUGUGCCUCCCCAUGACGCUAAUGCUGUUGAUCCUGCUCGUGCUUUCCACCCGUCUGUCUACCAGGAGUGCUAGUAUUAUAUCUGCGGCUAUGCCCUCGCCUGUCCCCCAUCCCCCAUUCCCCCCUCAUCCACUGCCUUGUCCUGUCGCUGCGCGUGACUUUACUUGUCGUAUCAUAGCUGCUCGUGUGCUCCAUACACCAUGUCAUGUCUAUAAUCUUUCGUUAGGAAUCCAGGGUGUUGAUCACGGUCAUC